GUAGGCCGGCAACGGCAACAUAUACCAAAAUCGCAUUUUCUUUUUAGGCAUUUUCCUUUCCUCUACCUAUAUAUCCAAAAUGCUGCAAAAUUCGCAACCGCUCAGGUUUAGCGAGCGAUCGCAUAGAGAAAUGCGCCAAAAGAGUCAUUUAAUACAUGACCCUUUCUUCGGUCUAAAGGGGCUUGACCACCGCCCGGCCUCAGUAACCACGGAGAUUGUAGAUACCGAUUGGGAUGAAGAGGAAGAUAUUGUCAGCGAGAUAGAGGAUGAACCCGUAUCCCCUCGGGAUAGCUUGAAUUCGUCGGGCCAACCCAGUGUAACGACUCUUUCGUCAUACGAUGAAGCACAAACACCAAGAUCGAGCAGGGCUCGCGAUGUGUACGGCUUUGAAUUUGACUCUGCAAAGCCAGUCGAGGGACCAAGAGGCCCACACUUAUUCCGAGCCUCUACGACAUCAUCCUUUGAAUUCAGAGAGGCCCUCAGCUUGUCACCGAUAACACCCAAGACGGCGAGGCCUUAUGAGCCGGAGCUUCGGUAUCCCAUCAUCCACGACCCGUUACCGCCACGAUCCCGGAAUAGCCCGUUUCAAUUCACGCACGAGAAACUGGAACCGAUUGAUUUAGUAGAGUGGCGGCCAGAGCAAGUGGCACAAUGGAUGCUCAAUGCCGGUAUUGAAGUCACGAUCGCGGAGAAGUUCGUCGAGAAUGACAUCAACGGGGCCAUCUUGGUCACGCUGAAGUUUGAGGACUUGCGGGAGCUGGACAUCCAAUCUUUCGGAGUUAGGACCAAGGUGUGGGAGGAGAUCCACGUGCUUCGAGAUAGCAAAGCGGCAGCGGAGGCUUCGUCGCCUAGACCUGACACCAUUAUUGAAGAUGUGGAGAGCAAGGAAGUACGGAGGGAGCGGAAGAGGAGCCAGAAGGGGGAGGAGAGGGAACCCGUUCCACGUUCGAGGAGUCUGAGGCGCGCUCCCAGUAAGCAGAAGCCAGCCCACGAAGACAUCAUCUCGCCCCUAGAGUCCGUGUCUAUCGUCGGAAUCGAGCAGAUGAUGCCCAAGCCACACCACUGCUCCAAAGGCGAGAACUGUUCCCGGUACAGAAAGCAACAACGGAUGAUCGAGGCCUUCAAGCGGGAACACCCGUUCGUGGACAUGGAGCAAGGCGGCAUCAUCAUGGUCGCCGGCGACCCAGGCAACCCAGCAACAGCACCGGCCAUCAACCGACCAUCGUCCACCGAGGCGCUGCGGCCCAUGUCUGACGCCGUGCCCUCCGUCGUCGCAUCGUCGGACGUUUUCGGGCCAGGCAUGCCCCCUUUCCAGUACCUGCAGGAAGCCGCGCUGCGCAAUCUGCAGACACGAGAUCCCCAGGACAACGUCAGGCAGUUCCUCGACUUCCAGCACCAGGACCCCAACGCCGCUUCCAGCGAGGUUCCCCCCACGCCUCCGUUCGAGAUACUGCCCAACCACAACAGCACUUCUCCCACUACCCCGCGAGCUGCCCAGGGAAAUCUGCGUGCACUGCCUAAACUUACCAUCCCGGCUGGACGGCAACAACAGCAGCAGCAGCAGCAGCAACGACAAUCCUACCAACAGCGCCCCGCUCCCCUCCCGACACCUCCCCUACCCUCCCAGUUCCCCCUCCGGAUGGACAGAGGCGAGGCGCUAUCGCCAGACCUGCAGAACGCCCCGUACCGCUUCGGCACGCCCUUCUCGGACAUGGACGUGCCCCUGACCGCCGUCCCCUUAGGCCCCGUCGCCCGCGACGCCUCGCAGUCCGUGCCCCCGGACAUGAACUACCGCGCCGGCCCCGCGCUCGCGCGUUCGCAGUCCCGCUCCUCGCGCCGCCCUUCCUUCCAGGUCAUGGCGCCGCUCGAGGAACACAACAGCGGCGUCCCGACCCCUCGCGUGCCUGCUGGCCACCAACAUCAGCACGUGAGGCACCCUUCUAUCUCGCCCACCACCAAGGCUACCACCACCGCCGGUGCUACCUCACCACCCAGAGUCCCCUCGCGGCAACCACUACAAGCGCCUCCGCGCGCACAAUACCCCUGGUCGCCCCAAGCCCGAAGCACCUUCGCCCCCCUCCCCACCUCCACCUCUUCCCACUCCCACUCCCACUCCCACUCCACCUCAACCUCAACCUACACCUCCAACACCAGCGCCAACAACACCAUCACCCCCUCGACCACCAGCCAAGACGCCGAGGGCAUAACCUACGCGGGCCCCGUCAAGAAGCGCAAGACCCGCAUGCUGCGGCACGAGUGGCACGACCAGUUCGCCACCCUCAAGGGGACGCGCAUGGUGCUGCACCGCGACGGCGCCUCCUCCGCGGCGCGGUCCCGCGCGCUCGAGUACAUCGACAUCGACGACUACGCCAUCGCGUGCUCGUCGCUGUCGACCGGCUCGCGCCUCAACGCCGCCUUCAAGGCCAUGAGCAUCUCGCGCUCGGCGCACAACGCGGACGCGGACGCCAUCGCCGCCUUCAGCUUCCAGCUCGUGCCGCAGAAUGAGUUUGGCGGCGGCGGCAAGGGGGCGCGGCUGCGGAAGCGGGAGAGCGCGGGGAUGGUGGGGGGUGUGGGCGAGGGCGUGGGCGCGGCGGCGGCGGAGUGCGAGGGGGCGGCGAACGGGACGGGCAAGACGCACCAUUUUGCGGUGCGCAGUCGCGACGAGCGCAUCGACUGGAUGCGCGAGCUGAUGCUGGCGAAGGCGCUGAAGCAGAAGGGCGAGGGCUUCGAGGUUAGCGUUAAUGGGAACAUGAUCUAGGGCUGGACUUGCUGCUGAUGCUGCUACCUUGCGGGUGCAUGUCGGUUAGUUCAGAUCGGACGCUCGUUUCACUCUCACCUACCUCUGCCUCACCUAUAUCCUAUAUCUUGUCGCUUUUAUUUCCCUUCGAUUCACUGCCUUGCUGCGCUCCCCAUACCUACCUCUUGGCCAUUAUUAUAUAUAUUUAUAUAUAUACGACCCAACUACCCGACUCCCACCUACUCGCUCAUCUACGAGCGUCUUGCAGGCAGAUGCCAUAUAUCAACUCCCCCCUCUCUGUCACUCACUUUUCCGUCCGCACACAGCCUCCAUACGAGGCAUCACUGUGUAUCG
This is a messenger RNA of Hypoxylon fragiforme, 3091 nucleotides long. RefSeq lists its product as uncharacterized. The transcript is spliced from 3 exons. Lineage: Eukaryota; Fungi; Ascomycota; Sordariomycetes; Xylariales; Hypoxylaceae. Bases 80 to 2758 code for a protein of 892 amino acids. Gene Ontology annotation, molecular function: protein binding. The record is from RefSeq and is a predicted model, not a curated record.